AUGGAUUCUAUAGGUGAUGAGCGGCUGCGGCCAAUUAGCGGCCAGGGCGCUGGUCCUCAUCACAGGAGCCCACAGGAGCCCCAUGCAGAAUAUGCAGGAAACGCAGGGAAAAAGUGGACCCACAGCAAAACGACUGGCCAGAGAGAAUCGUACAGGCUACUAAGCGCCGAGGCGAAAAAGCAGCGAGCGGUUCGCUGUGGUGGGGAAGGGUCCCGGCGGCCAAUCCGCGUCGAGACUAGCCAAACAGCCAGCCAAUGGGCGGGUGCUGAAGCUGACGGUGUGUGCGCCAUUGCCGAUCCAGGAGAAUCAGGAUCCACGGGGCAGUUCAGGACGCGCUGGCUCUACACCCCGUACGUAACUAACGGAACGACCAAAAGCACGCAGCAGGCCAUCGCAGCGGCCGGGGAAAGGAUGACAGAAGAAGACGGGCCCCAGAACGGCACGCCGCGACGGACGGCACGAGGGACAAUGGAUCGUCUCGAAGCCGCGGCCGCGUUGUCGACAGACGGACAUUAUGUGUCGAUUUCAGCCACGAUCCAAUCGCGGUCCAACGGCCCAACGGGACCAACUUGUCCGGCGAGCCAACGACAUACGACGUACGACGUAGGCUGUCUCACGCCGUCUCACGCCGUGGUCGAGUGGGAGUUUUGCCGCAAACCCGGCACUUGCAUGUUUUGGCGUAGUUCUAGGGGCUCCUUCCAGUGGUCGGCCGAGCCCCCUAGCUGGCCGGUCAUAGCGAGUCAGGCCAUUGCUGGAAUGGGCGCCGGGCCUAGAACCGAUCUGCGGCACAGCAGCGAGGCAGGAAACAGGAAAAUGCGAGAUGAAAAAUAG
Messenger RNA from Grosmannia clavigera kw1407, 831 nucleotides. RefSeq lists its product as uncharacterized. Bases 1 to 831 code for a protein of 276 amino acids. The transcript has 2 exons. NCBI's taxonomy places the organism in Eukaryota, Fungi, Ascomycota, Sordariomycetes, Ophiostomatales, Ophiostomataceae. The record is from RefSeq and is a predicted model, not a curated record.